This is a messenger RNA of Cladocopium goreaui, 1140 nucleotides long. The record is from the annotation of a GenBank genome assembly. NCBI's taxonomy places the organism in Eukaryota, Dinophyceae, Suessiales, Symbiodiniaceae.
AUGACCUCAGGGGCGGCAAGUUUGUCGUCGCUGGCGGCGCUGGCGCUGGCGGCCACGGCGGAGCAGCGGCGAUGCUUGCGGUCCUUUGACAGCAGGGCGGAUGCGGUGGAUGCGGUGGACGCGGGAUAUGAUCUUAAUGGGCGCUUGCUGCCACUUGGCUUCAUUGUGAGGAUGUGGGGUGCCGGAAGUUACUCCCAAGUCGCCAACAUGGAGAUGGUGGGUGCUGGGUACUGCUGGCAUGUCCUGAAGCUUGAAACGCUGUGGAUACCCUCCAAUCCCCUGGUGGCUAUCUUUUUGCCAGGCGAGGAGAGUUUGAGAAGGUUGGAGGUGCAAAGUUUUGGGCUGGGCGGGCUGAUGGUGGAAGGUCGUCCUCGAUCAGCUGGGAUGUUGGGAAUGAGGUACGACUUGUUAAGCUCACCAGUCUUUGGGGGACCUUUUCCAGAGGAAGGCGUCUGUGUGCAAGAUACUCAGGGCCAGGUGCUCUACUACGAUCGCCAAAGCCUUCAAGACUUGAUGUCGUGCAGAUGGGCCAGCCAUCUGCUGCUCGAAGAUCAUCGGCUGUUGAAGGAACGUCACUUAUGGGCCUUCCCACCCCCGGUGUCGCCCAGCAGACCCUUUGGCUCUGUACCUUCCAGCGAGGAUGUGGGCUGCGCUGAUCUGCUGAGAUCUGGGGACUUCUUGUUCCAACAUGUCUAUGUGGCUUCGGUGGGUCUGGUGGAGGGCGUGGACGUGGGUCUGGGCCUCUUCGUUUGCGCCUUCCUCGCCGCGGGCAGUGUCCUGGGGGAGUACACCGGGGUGCUGUCGCGGCGGCGGACGGAGGAGGAUGGCGUCUAUGGCUACGGGUUGCCAGUUGUGGAACCUGACCUGGUGAUCAAUGCCAAGGAGUUUGGGAACCUUCUCAGGCUAAUCAACCACAGUGAUGAUGCCUUCAAUGCUGAGUUGAUGACGGUCCAGCACGAGGGCCUGCUCCACGUGGUCUGCCGCGUGCUGCGCGAUGUAAUGCCUGGGGAGCAGGUGCUGAUCCAUUACGGUCACCGCUACUGGCUCCCGGAGAGCCGACGACACGUGCGGCUGCCAACACAAGCUGCGGAAGGCCGAACAGGGCCGCGUGGCCAGGGCUACCAGGGCUACCAGGGCUGA